AUGCUGGGUUCCGAUGGACAAUCACACGUGACGGAUAUUCACUCUGCCGCUUUCUUCGACAGUGACGAUGAUGCUGAAUUUCCUACAGAAUUGCUUGGUGAAGAUUUGGGUGGCAAUGAUGCUGGGCCGUCAAGCUCUACUAAUGCCAAUGGAACCAGCCAGAAGCGUGAUGCCGAUGCUCUAGACAUGGAUUUAGACGAGUUCGACUUCGUGGCAGAUGAGGAACUUGAUGCCAUGGACGCUGCGCAGACUGAGGGCGAUGGCGAUGCAAAUGCGGAAGCUGCUGUGAAGAAGAAGAAACCAGCGGCGAAGCGUGUCAAGAUGACCGAAGAUCUGAUUCUCGGAGAGAACGGUUUGCCACUUCUACAUAGCGUGCUCAAAUCUGUCAAGUUCAAGGGAAAAGGAUAUGAGAGCUACGACCUGCGGCGACUUAUUCUGGCCUAUGAAAUGUGGGCCCACCGCUUAAUGCCUGGACUGCACUUCGACGACUUCACUGCGCAAAUCAGCCGGAAAGGAACUGGAGUCAUCAGGCACUUUAUCUCCGUCAUGAAAGAGGAGGCCAUGUCAAAGCGACCGGACGAGGGCUCGUACGAGACAUUAGACGAUGAAGAAGCAGCAGCGCUGGAACAAGCUGUGGCUGAAGACGAACGCAGGAGGCGAGAAGCAUCCGAUGACGAAAAUAUGGAUGCAGUUUUCGACAGCAUGAGAGGAUCAACCACAGCCACCACCGCAGAGUCGGCCCGUUCGUCGGCCAUACCACUCACCAAGAAGACCGCCGCCCUCUUAUCUCCCACACUGCUCAAGCGAAUGGCUGAGAACAGACAGAAUGCGCUGGCAGCUAGGGAAAGAAAGCGGCAGAAAGAACAGGACCAGUACAAGCAGACUCAAAAGGACAAGGAAAUCACACAGAUCACGAAGGAUGAGAUUGUGGAGGAGAUUGACGGAGACGAUAUAAGGCACAAAACUAAGAACGAUACGGGUGUGACGAAGAAUUCUGAAGGCCCAAGUGGGGCGAGUGAUGAAUCAAAUGAUUCAUUCUCUGAUCCUCCUGGAGGUGACCGUUUACCUGAAGAUGGUGCAGAAUCCACCAAACUCAAAGCGGCUGAAAACGAACACGGUGUUGCAACUGACAUGGAUGUAGCAGAAACCAAGAAAUCUGUCGAUGCAGACGACCACUCGACAUUAAAAGAUACAGUAGAGAAUAGUGUAGUUGAAGACGCUGAGGGUGACAUCGUGCUCGGGGAUGCUGUAGCUGACACUGAACACAAAGAUGUAGUGGAAUCUGUACAUAUAGGCGCGGCUGAUACCGACACAUGUAAAGUAGCAGGGGACUACUCGAUGUAUAAGGAAGUAGCGCAGGACACCGAGGUUGAGGUGACAAAGAAUGCCACAGUACAUACGGAAACCUUAGAUAAAGCUGGAGUCCCCGAUGAAUUCGAGGUGGAUAGCAGUAAACAAGAAAAUAAUACAGAUGAAAUGAAGAACAAGAAUGCUAAGAAGGAUCUCAUACAAGAAGGUCGUGUAGGCAAACCUGAUUCCGCAGAUGCUGAUGAGCAGUCUCGCCUUUGUGGCAUUGAAACGAGUACCAAAGUCACAGACACUGGGGAGGCUGCCGGGCUCGAGGAUGCUAUGGAUGCCGCACAAGUCGAGGUGAGUGAGAAUACUUCUAUACCCAAUAAUAACACAAAAGAGAUGAAUUUUGAUGCUCUUCAAGCCGAGGCACAAUUAGAGGUCAGUGUCAAUGCUUUGAUACCAGUUGAUGCUGCUCAAGACGACGUGAACCCCGAUGGUGCUCAGGACGAGUCCGCAAAGACGGAUGCUGCUGAUACUUUGAUAUCUGAAGAAGCUGCUGGUGAUGUAAAGCCCACCGAUGCUUCAAGUAUUACAGAAAACGGAAAUACAGAGAAAACCGGCGUAACAACGGACACUGUUGGUGGUCUAGGUUGUGAAGAUUCAGCAAAAGACAGCAUUGCUCAAAAUACAGAGGCCGUGAGCGUCGAUGGAGCCACUGAGGUUGAGUGUGCUGUGAAUAUCGGCUCAGUCGAAGAUGCUGAAGAAACUACUCAACAUCUACAUGCCAGUGAUGACACAAUUGAUGAGCCUGUCCAUACUGAAAGCAAGGUUGAAGAGUCUGCGGAAUGUACCAAGGAUGCAGAUGCUGAUUUUGACUGCGCGGAUAAACAAGUGGAGAAGAACAGCUCAGCUGUAGAUUCGGAGGAAAGCCUCUAG
This is a messenger RNA of Sphaeroforma arctica JP610, 2229 nucleotides long. RefSeq lists its product as hypothetical. Gene Ontology annotation, molecular function: DNA binding. Gene Ontology annotation, biological process: replication fork arrest; DNA replication checkpoint signaling; replication fork processing. The record is from RefSeq and is a predicted model, not a curated record. The transcript is spliced from 8 exons. Bases 1 to 2229 code for a protein of 742 amino acids. NCBI's taxonomy places the organism in Eukaryota, Ichthyosporea, Ichthyophonida. Gene Ontology annotation, cellular component: nucleus; replication fork protection complex.